CACAAGGGUGCAGUUCCCCAUUUCGCCUCCUGCAAUCAUAGAGCGCACUUAUCCGUUUGCGGAGUAAAAAGAUGUGAUUUGGAGUAGCCUAGUCUAGGCUUUGGGUACGUUCUGUGGUGAUUCUGUAGAGAGAGGCAGCGAGAAGAAAGAAGAGGAAUUCACUCUUUAAUGAGUGUACGGCUGUGCACGCAGCCUGAGAAAAGAGUGAGAACGAAGGAAAGGAAAUAAGAAGAAAGUGGUGAUAGAUUUGAGGCACAAAACAAGUAAAGCCGAGGAGGGACACGGACCGGAGACGAAACAAACCGCUGCAAUUGACAAUCAACCAAAGGAUUGCUAAUUAUUCCCGUUAUUGACGCUUAAAACUAGGCUAUUUCUAGGGGAAUUGAUGGUGUCUCCACAGAGCAGAAGUCUAACGGACCUUGCCGAGGGGAGGAACUCGAAUGCACUCGGCUGAAUCAUGCUGAUGUUGUUGUGGAUAAUAACUUUGGCUAUCAGUUUUAACAAAGUGUGGACUGUGAGGUUCUCUCAGGAGCCAGCAGACCAGUCUGUUGUUCUGGGGGGGAGGGUGGUUCUGUCCUGUGUCGUCUUCAACUACAGCGGCAUCGUACAGUGGACCAAGGAUGGACUAGCACUGGGCAUCGGAGAGGGCCUCAAGGCCUGGCCCAGGUACCGUGUGCUGCGGGUGAUAGACGUGGGCCAGUACAACCUGGAGAUCUCUGCUGCUGCGCUGUCUGAUGACUCCCUGUAUGAGUGCCAGGCCACGGAGGCUGCCCUGCGCUCCCGGAGAGCCAAACUCACCAUCCUCAUCCCUCCUGAUGACCCAGUGAUCGAGGGCUUUCCAGAGAUCCUGCUGAGAGCCAAUGCCUCGUACAACCUGAGCUGUGUGUCCCGCGGGGCCAAGCCACUGGCCCUCAUCGAGUGGCAGCGGGAUGGGGUGGCCCUGGAGGGAGCUUUUAGUUCCACUGAGGUUCUCCCAGACAGAAAGAGAGUGACGACCCGGAGCUUCCUACCCAUCAUCCCAGAGGACAAAGACACGGGACGCAACUUUACCUGUGUGGCCAGCAACCGGGCUGUCCCCAUGGGAAAACGCACCACCGUCACCCUCAACGUCCACCACCCCCCCAAGGUGAACCUAUCCAUGGAGCCUCAGUCUGUCCUGGAGGGAGAGAGAGUCACCUUCACCUGCCAGGCCACCGCCAACCCCCCCAUCAUGGGCAUCCGGUGGGCGAAGGGGGGAGUUCUCCUGGAGGGGAUGAGAGACAGUGUGUUUGUGACCACAGCAGACCAUUCCUUCCACACCGAGCCUGUCUCCUGCUCAGUCUUUAACGCUGUGGGACACACCAACCUCAGCAUCCUGGUCAACGUACACUAUGGUCCUAUCCUGAAGGGGGCGCCCACGCCGAUUACGGUGGACAUUGACUCUGACGCCAAACUCAACUGCAAGUGGACCGGGAACCCUCCUCUUACACUCACCUGGACCAAGAAGGGAUCUAGCAUGGUCCUCAGUAACAACGAGGAGCUGGUCCUGAAGUCAGUGAGCCAGGUGGAUGCGGGUCAGUACGUGUGUAAGGCCAUCGUCCCCAGGAUCGGAGUGGGAGAGACUGAGGUCACGCUUACAGUCAACGGCCCUCCCAUCAUCUCCAGCGAACCAGUCCAGUACGCAAUGAGAGGGGAGAGAGGGGAGGUCAAGUGCUACAUUGCCAGCACCCCUCCACCUGACAAGAUUGUGUGGGCAUGGAAGGAGAACGUAUGGGAGAAGGAGAAGGGGACUCUGCUGGAGAGGUACACGGUGGAGCAGAGCAAACCUCACUCCCAGGGAGGAGCUGUCCUCUCCACCCUCACCAUCAACAACGUCAUGGAGUCUGACUUCCACUCUCCGUACAACUGCACCGCCUGGAACCCCUUCGGACCCGGGACCAUGAUCAUCACCCUGGAGGAGAGAGAGAUAGUACCAGUGGGGAUUAUAGCUGGUGGAACAGUUGGAUCCUCCAUCCUACUCCUGAUCUUUCUCCUGGCUCUAGCCUUCUUCCUCUACCGCCAACGGAAAGGCAGUCGUCGUGGGGUCACUCUGGGGAAGCCGGACAUCAAGGUGGAGACAGUCAACAAGGAGACACAUAGUCUGGAGGAGGAGUCGGGCGGUGUUUCCACGGCAACGCGCAUGGUCAAGGCCAUGUAUUCCUUUCUACCCUCUGUCUCCCUCUCUCCCUCCACUCAGCCGUUCAAAGACGAUAUGGAUCUGAAGCAGGACCUGCGCAGUGAGCGCGAUACCCACGAGGAAUACGAACUCAAGGACCCAACGAAUGGCUACUAUAAUGUCCGUGCGACCACCCACGACGAGGCCAGGCCGUCCUCCCGCUCCAUGCUGUACCAGGGAGAGUUCCGGACACCCAACCCUCCGGGGGGAGCUACAGGUGCUACCUCCAGUGGCCCAGCAGGGGGUCCCGGAGGGGUGGUGGCUGCAGGAGGAGUCCCAGGGUCAAGGGCAGGGUGCUAUGACCCCAGACCUCCAUCCAGGAUGUCUCACACCAACUACCCCCAGUUCAACACCUUCACCAGGGCGGGCCCGAGCCAAGUCCCUCCCAACACCAACCACCCCUCCCACCCCGCCCACCCCUCCCACCCCGCCCACCCCUCCCAUCCUGCCUCACAGACCACCGACUUCCCCGGAGACUGCGGACUAUUGGACAACAACAGUCAGCUGACCUAUGACAACUAUGGCUAUCCCGCCCAGUACCCUACCUAUCGGAUGGGCUUUGCCCCGCCCCUGGAAGGAGGGCCGGCCUAUGAGGUCUACCCAACUGGACAAGGGGUGGGACCAGGGCCAGUGCAAGGACCAGUCCAAGGCCCAUGUCCGGGUCCUGAAACUGUGCUGGGGAAUUAUGGGACCACCCGCUUCUCCUACACUUCUCCUCCUGGUACUGAGUACUCUCCUCCUGCUACUGAGUACUCUCCUCCUGCUACUGAGUACUCUCCUGCUACUGAGUACUCUCCUGCUACUGAGUACUCUCCUCCUGGUACUGAGUACAACCAGAGACACACUCAGAGGAUGCAGACACACGUGUGAGAGAGAUGUAUUCUGUAAUACAAAGUGAAUACUUGUUUUCAUACAUGCGUACAUACAUAUAAACACAGACACACACGCAAACACACACACACUUGUUGGAGAGAUACAUUUAUUCUCUCUAUGCUUUCUGUAUCGUAUACGUACACACACAAACAAACGCAAACUAUCUGACACAGUUUCUCUCAAAUGUUUUAUUGUGUGCAAUCUUCAGCUCCAAGAGCUGAAAAAGCGAAAGCCACUAUCAAGAGGGGAGACAUGAUAAGAGAAAGAGAGGCUGGAAGUACUUUUCUUAAACUAGGUGGGGAUUCAGCAGAGUUUGAUUACUUACAUGCUAAUAGACAUCAUCCAGAUCCAUCUCUUCUCUAUUGGACUCUCCACCCCUCUCUCUUUCCUCUCACACCAUCUCUGUAUAUAAUCUCAGUGGGGUAGAUCAUUUUAACCUUAGUAUAACCUUGUAUAAACGUACUGUAUACAGAUACAGCUGCUGAACUUUUCUCCUUAUUAUACACCCUCUUACACUCCUUUAAAUUCACAGAAACACACACACACUCUUACACGCCUUUAAAUUCACAGAAACACACACACACACACCCUCUUACAUGUUGAAAGAGACAGUGUUGCGUCCCAGCUGUGCUCAGGCAAGGCGACAGCUUGUACUCCGUAUGUGGGGCUCUUUUUAACAUGCUUCUUCUCCAUGCCGCCACAAACUGCUCAACCGGCAUGGCCAAAGGGCUUCAAGAAGUGAAUGAAAGGGAAAUAUGGGCUGUCUCCCAAAUUUCACCAUAUUCCCUAUGUAGUGCACUACUUUUUACUAAGGCUCAUAGGGCUCUGGUCAAAACUAGUGCACUAUAUAGGGAAUAGGGUGCCAUUUGGGACACAACCAAAGGCAUCAUGGUAUAACAGCCACUACCACCAAUAUGGCGAUUUGACAUCUGACAAGAUAGAGAAAGAAUGACCUUGUGCUUGACACCUAGAAGGUACAGUGAGGUAACUCUCCAUGGUAACAGUGCGGUACCUCUCUCCAUGGUAACAGUGAGGUAACUCUAACCAUGGUAACAGUGAGGUAACUCUCUCCAUGGUAACAGUGAGGUAACUCUCUCCAUGGUAACAGUGAGGUAACUCUAACCAUGGUAAUAGUGAGGUAACUCUAACCAUGGUACCAGUGAGGUAACUCUAACCAUGGUAACAGUGAGGUAACUCUCUCCAUGGUAACAGUGAGGUAACUCUCUCCAUGGUAAUAGUGAGGUAACUCUAACCAUGGUAACAGUGAGGUAACUCUAACCAUGGUAACAGUGAGGUAACUCUCUCCAUGGUAACAGUGAGGUAACUCUAACCAUGGUAAUAGUGAGGUAACUCUAACCAUGGUACCAGUGAGGUAACUCUAACCAUGGUAACAGUGAGGUAACUCUCUCCAUGGUAACAGUGAGGUAACUCUCUCCAUGGUAACAGUGAGGUAACUCUAACCAUGGUAAUAGUGAGGUAACUCUAACCAUGGUAACAGUGAGGUAACUCUAACCAUGGUAACAGUGAGGUACCUCUCUCCAUGGUAACAGUGAGGUAACUCUCUCCAUGGUAACAGUGAGGUAAAUCUCUCAAUGGUAACAGUGAGGUAACUCUCUCCAUGGUAACAGUGAGGUAACUCUCUCCAUGGUAAUAGUGAGGUAACUCUAACCAUGGUAACAGUGAGGUAACUCUAACCAUGGUAACAGUGAGGUAACUCUCUCCAUGGUAACAGUGAGGUAACUCUCUCCAUGGUAACAGUGAGGUAACUCUAACCAUGGUAAUAGUGAGGUAACUCUAACCAUGGUACCAGUGAGGUAACUCUAACCAUGGUAACAGUGAGGUAACUCUCUCCAUGGUCACAGUGAGGUAACUCUCUCCAUGGUAACAGUGAGGUAACUCUAACCAUGGUAAUAGUGAGGUAACUCUAACCAUGGUAACAGUGAGGUAACUCUAACCAUGGUAACAGUGAGGUACCUCUCUCCAUGGUAACAGUGAGGUAACUCUCUCCAUGGUAACAGUGAGGUAAAUCUCUCAAUGGUAACAGUGAGGUAACUCUCUCCAUGGUAACAUUGAGGUACUUCUCUCCAUGGUAACAGUGAGGUAACUCUCUCCAUGGUAACAGUGAGGUAACUCUCCAUGGUAACAGUGCGGUACCUCUCUCCAUGGUAACAGUGAGGUAACUCUCUCCAUGGUAACAGUGAGGUAACUCUCUCCAUGGUAACAGUGAGGUAACUCUCUCCAUUGUAACAUUGAGGUACUUCUCUCCAUGGUAACAGUGAGGUAACUCUCUCCAUAGUAACAGUGAGGUGUAUGUGUGGACUGUAUGGACAAUGAAAUAGGGUUUUGUAUACAGUAUACCACUUACAGUAUGUAGAGCAACCUAUAGGGGAAGAACGGAGCUGUAGCAGGCUUCUUCAAAUGCUUCUUCCUCCUCUGUAUUUUCUAUCUCAUCGCAAUACAUAUCUACCCCACAUUUCACUCAUCUGAGGUCAAUAUGGUGUGUUUGGGAAGUGGGGGAAAGAGCUUUUGUAAUAAAAUGAAUCUUUGCAGUUUGUACAAAUUCCCCCAACCCCCCCCCCACCCUCAAAUAUUAUUGUAUUUGUCUCUGUCACUUGAACAGUAGAGUAGAUCUUUCCCCAUAUUUAUACCUAAAUAGAAGAACAAGAAGCAAAAAAAAAACAACACAUUCAGAAAAGUUUUAUAGUAUUUUUAUAAAGGGUUGCAGACCAAAGGUUCAGAGGUUUGGGUGACAUUCACUUGUACAAUUCAAUGUUCUGAGGCUUCUGUGUCCAGGUUCAUUCACUGUUGAGUUUCUAUUCUGAGGCUUCUGUGUCCAGGUUCAUUCACUGUUGAGUUUCUAUUCUGAGACUUCUGUGUCCAGGUUCAUUCACUGUUGCGUUUCUAUUCUGAGACUUCUGUGUCCAGGUUCAUUCACUGCUGAGUUUCUAUUCUGAGACUUCUGUGUCCAGGUUCAUUCACUGUUGAGUUUCUAUUCUGAGACUUCUGUGUCCAGGUUCAUUCACUGUUGAGUUUCUAUUCUGAGACUUCUGUGUCCAGGUUCAUUCACUGUUGAGUUUCUAUUCUGAGACUUCUGUGUCCAGGUUCAUUCACUGUUGAGUUUCUAUUCUGAGGCUUCUGUGUCCAGGUUCAUUCACUGCUGAGUUUCUAUUCUGAGACUUCUGUGUCCAGGUUCAUUCACUGUUGAGUUUCUAUUCUGAGACUUCUGUGUCCAGGUUCAUUCACUGUUGAGUUUCUUUUCUGAGACUUCUGUGUCCAGGUUCAUUCACUGAGUUUCUAUCUGAUCAUGUUGUUAUUGUAGACUAGGCCUGUGUCCCAAAUGGCACCCUGUCCCCUAUAUAGUGCACGACUUUUGACCAGAGCUCUAUGGACUCACUGGCUCACCAUAGGGCUUGUGUCAAACGUAGUGCACUAUAUAGGGAAUAGGGUGCCUUUUGGGAUGUAGUCAUGAUGGUGUAGUCUUGAAACUAAAGCAUCAAGGGCUCUUGGGGGGGAACUAAAAUGGUACUCUACUUGUAGUUUGAUCUGGCAAUGGUACACUUUUGAGAUUGGUGCUGAGUGACCAAUGCUGGUACUGUCUGUCCAGUGGCCUGUACGUAUGAUAUAAUAUUUGGUACUUUGCUUUACCCCAUCUGGUAUUGGGCACAGUGCUCUAUAGUGGUGUAUGUGAAGGCCUACACACAGUGGCUCUGUAGCUGUGGGUAAACUCUGAUCAUGCAAUUCACCAUCAUUAUUUCACUUAGGUACGUUGACAAUCAUUGUUGAUUUGACUUCACAUGCAGUGGUAAUCUCCUCUGUGGAGAGGAGGUGUGUGGGUAGUCAUGGAAACAGGGGUUCCGUCCCAAAGAGCAUCCUAUUCCCUAUGUUGUGCACUACUGGGCUCCGGUCAAAAGUAGUGAACUACAUAGGGAAUAGAGUGCUGUUUGAGACGCAGGCAGGAAAGGAACUCAUGCUGGAGGAAAGAGGUGAAGCGGUCCAUCAGUAGGGCCGUGUUUCAGCACUCUACUGUGACUGUCCUAAAUGGUGCGCUAAUGCAUAGAAUGACAUAUAGAACCCAUACAUAACAUAUUGGAUCUUUGUGCCCUAUUCUCUAUAUAUGGGCUCCCGAGUGGCGUAGCAGUCUAAGGCACUGCAUCUCAGUGCAAGAGGUGUCACUACAGUCCCUGGUUUGAAUCCAGUCUGUAUCACACCUGGCUGUGAUUGGGAGUCCCAUAGGGCAGCGCACAAUUGGCCCAGCAUCGUCCGGGUUUGGCCGGGGUAGGCCGUCAUUGUAAAUAAGAAUUUGUUCUUAACUGACUUGCCUAGUUAAAUAAAGAUUAAAUUAAAAAAAAUUGGAAGUUUACAUACACCUUAGCCAAAAACAUUUAAACUCAGUUUUUCACAAUUCCUGACAUUUAAUCCUAGUAUAAAUUCACUGUCUUAGGUCAGUUAGGAUCAGCACUUUAAUUUAAGAAUGUGAAAUGUCAGAAUAAUAGUAGAGAGAAGGAUUUAUUUCAGCUUCUAUUUCUUUCAUCACAUUCCCAGUGAGUCAGAAGUUUACAUACACUCAGUAAGUAUUUGGUAGCAUUGCCUUUAAAUUGUUUAAUUUGGGUCAAACAUUUCGGGUAGCCUUCCACAAGCUUCCCACAAUAAGUUGGGUGAAUUUUGGUCCAUUCCUCCUGACAGAGCUGGUGUAACUGAGUCCGGUUUGUAGGCCUCCUUGCUCACACAGGCUUUUUCAGUUCUGCCCACAAAUUUUCAAUAGGAUUGAGGUCAGGGCUUUGUGAUGGCCACUCCAAUACCUUGACUUUGUUGUCCUUAAGCCAUUUUGCCACAACUUUGGGGUCAUUGUCCAUUUGGAAGACCCAUUUGCGACCAAGCUUUAACUUCCUGACUGAUGUCUUGAGAUGUUGCUUCAAUAUAUCCACAUAAGUUUCCCUCUUCAUGAUGCCAUCUAUUUUGUGAAGUGCACCAGUCCCUCCUGCAGCAAAGCACCCCCACAACAUGAUGCUGCCACCCCCGUGCUUCACGGUUGGGAUGGUGUUCUUCGGCUUGCAAGCCUCCCCCUUUUUCCUCCAAACAUAACGAUGGUCAUUAUGGCCAAACAGUUCUAUUUUUGUUUCAUCAGACCAGAGGACAUUUCUCCAAAAAGUACGAUCUUUGUCCCCAUGUGCAGUUGCAAACCGUAGUCUGCCUUUUUUUAUGGCGGUUUUGGAGCAGUGGCUUCUUCCUUGCUGAGCGGCCUUUCAGGUUGUUGAUAUAGGACUUGUUUUACUCUGGAUAUACUGUAGAUACUUUUAUACCUGUGUCCUCCAGCAUCUUCACAAGGUCCUUUGCUGUGGUUCUGGGAUUGAUUUGCACUUUUCGCAUCAAAGUACGUUCAUCUCUAGGAAACAAAAUGCGUCUCCUUCCUGAGAGGUAUGACGGCUGCGGGGUCCCAUGGUGUUUAUGCUUGCGUAUGAACGUGGUACCUUCAGUCGUUUGGAAAUUGCUCCCAAGGAUGAACCAGCCACCACUUGUGGAGGUCUACAUUUCUUUUCUGAGGUCUUAGCUGAAUUCUUUUGAUUUCCCCAUGGUGUCAAGCAAAGAGGCACAGAGUUUGAAUGUAGGCCUUGAAAUACAUCCACAGGUAAACCUUCAAUUGACUCAAAUUAUGUCAAUUAUCAGAAGCUUCUACAACCAUGACAUAAUUUUCUGGAAUUUUCCAAGCUAUUUAAAGGCACAGUCAACUAUGUUUAUGUAAUCUUCUGACCCACUGGAAUUGUGAUACAGUGAAUUAUAAGUGAAAUAAUCUGUUUGUAAACAAUUGUUGGAAAAAGUACUUGUGUCAUGCACAAAGUAGAUGUCCUAACUGACUUGCCAAAACUAUCAUUUGUUAACAAGAAAUUUGUGGAGUGGUUGAAAAACAAGUUUUAAUGACUCCAACCUAAGUGUAUGUAAACUUCCCACUUCAACUGUAUAUAUAGUGCGCUACUUUUGAUGAGAGCCCUAUGGGUCCUUGUCAAAAGUAGUCCACUAUAUAGGGAAUAGGGUUCGAUUUGGUUUGUAACUAUAAUGUUGCUGCCAACCACGGAUCAGAGUAUUCAGAACUCCCUCUUUGAUCUCUGUUUGAUCUCUUUGAUCUCUGAAAGUCCUUUUGACUUUCUUCUAUACACCUUUUCUUCCAGAUCUCACCAUUUCUCCCAGAUCUCACAUUUUCUUCCAGAUCUCACCAUUUCUCCCAGAUCUCACCUUUUCUUCCAGAUCUCACCAUUUCUCCCAGAUCUCACCUUUUCUUCCAGAUCUCACCAUUUCUCCCAGAUCUCACCUUUUCUUCCAGAUCUCACCAUUUCUCCCAGAUCUCACCUUUUCUUCCAGAUCUCACCAUUUCUCCCAGAUCUCACCUUUUCUUCCAGAUCUCACCAUUUCUCCCAGAUCUCACCUUUUCUUCCAGAUCUCACCAUUUCUCCCAGAUCUCACCAUUUCUCCCAGACCUCACCUUUUCUUCCAGAUCUCACCUUUUCUCCCAGAUGAAAACAUAGGAGUUGAUUAGAGAUGAUAGCUAGCUGUAAAUAAACGUCUGUUUGACAGGUUGGCCCUCUGUUCAAAAGAUAUGACUUUCUUCAUAAACUCCUUCCAAUCUUGUUCGUUCCUCAUCCAUCCUUUUAUCAUUUCAUCAAAUGCCUUCCACAUGUGACGUCAGUAUUAUAGUUGUCAUAUUAUAUUCAUGGUGUUAUUAUGUCACCAAUGAAGGUGACACUAGGGUGUUUAAACUUUUAUACACGUCCUGUAUCGUUUACGUGUUGUCUGUGUAGGCCUCUGUGUGUAUGUAACGGGGGUCAAGGCCAACCUAUUCCCUAUAUAGUGCACUGCUUUCCACCAGGGCCCAUAGGAAUCUGGUGAAUAGUAGUGCACUAUGUAUGGAAUAGUGUGCCAUUUGGGACUAGCCUCAGACAAAGGGAGUGGUGAUACACUUACAUGGCCAAAAUUAAUGCACAAUUAGGCCACACCAGAUGGGAUAAAUGUCUAUCCUACCCAGGCCUAACCCAGGUCUCAGUGGACAGUACUAAGGUGCUCUGAGCUGUUCUCUGCUAUCUCUGACCAGGACUGAUUUACAGAUGUUGUUUGGUAGCAGUCUCAGGCCGGGAUUCAAUCCCAGGAGCCUUAGAGAGCAGCGCACUAGUGUAAAGGCAUUUUCCCAGAUGCUCGCUGCGAUUGGAUUCACGAUAAAUGAGUGUAUAGUUUGAGCGUAUUAAUACAUUUUAAAAGUAUGCUUUGCUUCACAACACACCUUGGAUUGAAUCCCGGCUAUGUUGUGUUAUGAAUCUCUAAUCUAAUGGGAGUCAAAAGACAAAUCAACGGAAAUGAACAAAGCAGACAAACCAAUGCAGCAGCCAUUUGUGUUUACAGUACAACUGUGUGUAUGCGUGACCUCUGACCCUGGUGUUUUGAUCAGUGUGUGUGUGUGUGUGUGUGUGUGUGUGUGUGUGUGUGUGUGUGUGUGUGUGUGUGUGUGUGUGUGUGUGUGUGUGUGUGUGUGUGUGUGUGUAGAAAGGGGACGUUGGGCUGUGAAAACAUGGGGAAAGCGAAAGAUGGAGAGACAGAGAGAGUGACUGGUUGUGUCCUAAAUUGUACCCUAUUCCUUACCAUGUGCAAUAAUUCUGUCCAGAAUCCUAUGGGCCCUGGUCAAAACCGUUGCCCUAUAUAAGGAAUAGGAUGCCAUUUGGGAUGUAAUCAUGGAGCCAUCAUGUGGCCAUAGGACAUGAAGAAUGAGCCGACUGAGUCCAAUCGUUCUUCAUGCCGCUGUUGAGUUAACAGAGGGCUCCAAAAAUGUCCAUGAUUGACACAAAUGGAAUCCUAUAGAUGUAGGAUCUUAAUUUGAGCCAGUUUGCUAGAGCAAGAAAAUAAUCCUGCAGCAACAGGAAAUGGGAAUUAUUAUGGGAAUUAUAAUUAUUGGAAAUUUUUUGUAGGGGUUGAUAAUUGACAAGUUUGCAUUUUCUGCUGUGCAGGAAAAUUCCCAGCAAUAAGAGUGAUCAAAUUAGAAACUACAUCUGUAUUCCCAAUAUAGUGCUGACCAGAGCCCUAGUCAAAAGUAGUGCUUGACUAUAGUACUAUGGGACCUGGGGCACUGUAUGUGUGUACAUCAGUGGAGGUGGGCGGGAGGAGGUAUAGGAGGACAGGCUCAUUGUAAUGGGACCUGGGGCACUGUAUGUGUGUACACCAGUGGAGGUGGGUGGGCGGAGGUAUAGGAGGACAGGCUCAUUGUAAUGGGACCUGGGGCACUGUAUGUGUGUACACCAGUGGAGGUGGGCGGGAGGAGGUAUAGGAGGACAGGCUCAUUGUAAUGGCUGGAAUAGAAUGAAUGUAACGGUAUCAAACAAAUCAAAUUUAUGGAAACCUUGUUUGACUCCGUUACAUUAAUUCCAUUCCAGACAUUAGAAUGAGUCUGUUCUCCGAUAGCUCCUCCCACCUGUAGUGGGUGUGGGUGAGCAUGUGCAUGUCUGAGUGAGUGUAUUUCCUCCAUAUAAUUCAUUCCCAAUCCUGUUAUUUUCUAUUCUGUCAUUGUUCCAAUAGGACUGUUUCCUGUAUUAUUGUCACUAUGGGCUUCUCAUUCAGUAAUGCUCCUCCUGUAUAACGGUUCUUCUUUAAGAAAAAAACACAAAUAUAUUACUGAAAUGUGUUUUCAUUUUUAUUUUUAUUCAAUAUUUUUUCAAAUUGUAUGUCAUUAUUUUUCCACAGUAUUACAAAAAAUAAAAAGACACAGCUUUCAUAAGAACAA
This is a messenger RNA of Salvelinus fontinalis (brook trout), 11822 nucleotides long. Its product is annotated as kin of IRRE-like protein 1. Lineage: Eukaryota; Metazoa; Chordata; Actinopteri; Salmoniformes; Salmonidae. Bases 458 to 3064 code for a protein of 868 amino acids. Gene Ontology annotation, molecular function: cell adhesion molecule binding. Gene Ontology annotation, cellular component: cell-cell junction. The record is from RefSeq and is a predicted model, not a curated record. Gene Ontology annotation, biological process: cell-cell adhesion. The transcript has 15 exons.